GGAAUCUGUUCCAACAAGUAGUUCAGGGUCUGAGACUCAGAGGAAACAUGGCCACCUCCAGAGCUCUGCUGUCUCUCUCCAGAUCUCUCCAGCCCGGGUGGGGAGGACGGCUGGGCAGCGCUGUGAAGGUUUCUGGAGCAGCAGCCUCAAGUCGAAGAGAUAAAUCAACACACACUGGACAAAUCAUACCUCCUCCAGCCAGGUAUGGCGGCAGACACACAGUCACACUUAUUCCCGGGGAUGGGAUCGGCCCAGAGCUGCUCAACCACGUCCGGGAGCUCUUCAGGUUCAGCUGUGUUCCUGUGGACUUUGAGGUGGUAAAUGUCAACUCGUCCCUAACUAAUGAGGAUGACAUCAACAAUGCCAUCACAGCCAUCCGGCGCAAUGGAGUCGCCCUCAAGGGCAACAUUGAAACAAACCACACACUUCCCCCUUCACACAAGUCGAGGAACAAUCUUCUCCGCACUGGUCUGGACCUGUAUGCCAAUGUGAUGCACUGCCAGUCUCUUCCCGGGGUGCAGACGCGCCACAAGAACAUUGACAUCAUCAUUAUUAGGGAGAACACAGAGGGCGAGUACAGCAGUCUGGAGCAUGAGAGUGUACCUGGGGUGGUGGAGUCUCUGAAGAUCAUCACACGGAACAACUCUCUGCGUAUCGCCGACUACGCCUUCAGGCUGGCCAGAGAGAAGGGGCGGCGCCGGGUCACGGCCGUGCACAAGGCCAACAUCAUGAAGCUGGCUGAUGGACUUUUCCUCCAGUGCUGUAAGGAGGUGGCCUCCGGAUACCCUGACAUUACCUUUGACAGCAUGAUUGUAGAUAACACCACAAUGCAACUCGUUUCCAAGCCCCACCAGUUCGAUGUCAUGGUGAUGCCCAAUCUCUACGGCAACGUCGUCAGCAAUGUGUGCGCUGGUCUGGUGGGAGGGCCUGGCUUGGUACCUGGAGCCAACUUAGGCAGCGAUUACGCAGUGUUUGAAACGGCUACUAGAAACACUGGGAAGAGUAUUGCUGGUCGAAACAUUGCCAACCCCACUGCAAUGCUACUGGCCAGUUGUCUCAUGUUGGACCACCUUAAACUUCAUGCGUAUGCCAGUAUGAUCCGCAGUUCCAUCUUCACUACAAUGAAUGAGACUCAGUUGCACACAGCGGACAUUGGGGGGCAGGGCACCACCUCUGAAGUCGUGCAGUCCAUCAUGAGGAACAUCCAGAGCGGAGGACCUCUCACCACAGAGCUCUGAUCCAGCAAUUCAACAACACACCAGAUUCACUCGAUGGACCGGCUUCUUGUGGACCUCGCCCUGUCUCUGUUUUGAAUAGAGCUUCUUCCAGCUGAGCGCUAAGCUUUCACUAUUUAAGCCAGCUAUUCGGAUGUGAGGAGUGGAAUUAGAGAGGGGAUGAAAAUCUCUUUAUACCACAUGCGUGUGCAGGUAGGGUGCAGGCAGGAGCUCCAGAGCUGGUUUGGAUCCGUAUUGUAUUCGUGUGACCUCUGCCUUGAUUGGUUUCCAUCUUGGUUCUGCUUAAAACUUGUAUUGGAUUGUAUUGGAUUGACUGUGUGUUUAUGUGCCUUUUAUAUGUAUUUAUUUAUACACUACCGGUUAAAGCUUUUGGAUCACCUGUAUUGUUUAGUAGCUUUUGCAAUCUUAAAGGAGAACUCUGAUGUAAAACAUAAGACUUUUGCUGUAGUAAAACAUGAUAAAAAGUUCUUACCUUUGAUGAUGAAUAGCACACCUCCGUUCUUCUUCAUUCUAAGAUACAGAAAUUUUAACAGUCUGUCCAACAAACAGCCUUCAGACUGGGUGACACAGGGCAUAAUUUACCCUAAUAAAUCACUUUUUACACCGUUAUCCAGCUCUAAGUAGCUCCACACCUCCUUGCUAGAAUCUGGAGAGCGCUGACAUUUAACGUAUUAAAAACCACAGUUUACAUCCUAUAACGCUGCUAGCUUCAGCUCUUAAAGCUGCCAUUACUCCUGGCACCAGCUGCUACACUAUGUAAAAAGUCUACAUGCCCCGUGUCACCCAGUCUGAAGGGUGUUUUUUGGACAAACUGUUAAGAUUUCUGGAUAUCGGAACGCUGUGGGAGAACGGAGGUGUGAUAUUUAUCAAUAGUAAGUACUUUUUAUUAUGUUUUACUACACCAUAUUGACCAAAAGUCCUCCUUAAAGAGAGUUCUCCUUAAAUAAUAACAUUUAUUUUAUUAUUAUUGCAAAUCUUCACCUUUCAGACCUCUAAUUUAAUUCAAUUUAAAUCACUGCUGAAACUGAAGAGAUUUGGUCUAACCAUGUUAAGCUAAAGAGCUAAAGGCUAAAGCUAAAGCUGCUGUUUCCAUGUGGGUCAGCCAGACGUGAAUCUUACUGUAGCAGUUUUCUCCAGUUUCCAAGAGUCUCUCUGUAAUUUCUUGAAAGAAAAGAACUUCUACUUUUAUUAGUUACAGAGUUACCCGUGUUUUUGUGUCUUUUUCUAGAUAUUAUGAUAAUGAUAAUAAUGAUGAUGAUGAUGAAAGUGUGUAAAUGCUGCUGUAGUAGAGAGUAACAGCAGUAACUCCAUCUGUUCCAGCACUACAGCUUUACUACAGACUUUACUAAAGAAUUUGUAAGUUCUCUUUAUUUUGCAUACAUUUCCAAAGCUCAGUUUAUUUAUAUCCAUUGCUACAGAUCAGCUGCAAGCUUUUAACCAAUGACUUGUUUCCUGAAAAGCACACUCAACACUUUUAGGUUAUUUACUGUAUUUGCAGAGAUUAAACAAAAAAACAAACAAAUAGAAAAUAUUUAGGGGUGUUCUAAAAGUUUUGACCGGUAGUAUAUUAUAUUAUUAUAUAUAUGUUCUAUAUAUGACUCCAUAAUAAGUAAAAAUAAUAAAACAUUCCAUGGUUGACUUUAGGCGGAGGUUUAAAGCAUACUUGGAUCCUAAAACAAUUGUUUUUUUUCAAUAUAGAGGCUUUUAAUAUGCUCUCUCAUUUCUACUAUGGCACCUUACUGCUGCAAGGCUGAUAUAAUCACAAUAUAGAACUACAAUAUUGAUAUUACAUUUAUAUAUUACAUAUGACUCUAUACUCUAUACUCAUAUUGUAGUACUGUUUUUCUUUGUAUUUCUAAGCACAGUUAUACAAAUGCACAAUAUACAAACAAACAGUUAUUUAUCUAUCAGACUGUGUGGGGUUUCUGGUGCAGACAGUCACUUCUUUAAGCUCUGUUUGCUUUUGCUUAGUCACACUGCUGCUCUACUGAAAUUAUCUGAUGUAUAAAACAGCUACUGCACUGUUUCACGAAGCUCCUGUGUGGUAUGUGAUGCUAAUAAUAAAGCGGUUCCAUAAAACUCUG
Molecule: messenger RNA, 3319 nt
Organism: Astyanax mexicanus (Mexican tetra)
Lineage: Eukaryota; Metazoa; Chordata; Actinopteri; Characiformes; Acestrorhamphidae
Gene: idh3g
Product: isocitrate dehydrogenase (NAD(+)) 3 non-catalytic subunit gamma
Exons: 14
Coding region: 48-1238 (396 amino acids)
Biological process (GO): isocitrate metabolic process; tricarboxylic acid cycle
Cellular component (GO): mitochondrion
Molecular function (GO): oxidoreductase activity, acting on the CH-OH group of donors, NAD or NADP as acceptor; magnesium ion binding; NAD binding
Source: RefSeq, a predicted model, not a curated record